Molecule: messenger RNA, 1836 nt
Organism: Nematocida parisii ERTm1
Lineage: Eukaryota; Fungi; Microsporidia
Exons: 1
Coding region: 1-1821 (606 amino acids)
Biological process (GO): protein dephosphorylation
Cellular component (GO): cytoplasm; protein phosphatase type 2A complex
Molecular function (GO): protein phosphatase regulator activity
Source: RefSeq, a predicted model, not a curated record
AUGCUAAGAGAUACAGUAAGCUACGAUGAAAUUGAGAAAGAAAUAGAAAAAAUGCAAUCAUCAAAUGCUAAGAUAAGAGAAGAGAGUAUCAACAGUUUAUAUAGAAUAUCCAAAGAAAUUGGCGAAGGGUAUACAGUACAGUAUUUAAUACCAUUUGUAAAAACAAUUCUGGAUACAAAUGAAGAGUCAAAGGCGCCUGUCAUUACACAGCUGGAGAAAAUAUCAAAAGAGGUUCUUUUAGAGGUAAAACCACUGUAUUGCCUAUAUAAAGAAAUAUUCUUAACGAGAGAUAACAAAAUAAGAGAAAUAGCCACUAAUUCUCUUAUAAGCAAUGUUUUACUAGGAAGAGAAAGUGAAUUAAGCCAAGAGAUAUACGAAGCACAAGAAUUUAUAUGCAGGCUAGGAGAGAGUAAAUUUGUAAUGCACAGAAUAUCUGCAAUUUCUUUACUUAGUAGGUUCUUGCUAGAUAUUCCCAGGAGCAGUGAGCCUAAAAGGCUAAAAGGUCUUUUUGAAGCACUGUUAAAGGAUGCUCUGCCUAUUAUUAGAAGAAAGUGUCUCUCAUCAAGUGAAAUAAUGCUUUAUUUAUACAGCGAGCCAGAAAUCAAGCAGAUAGUAGAAACAGCCCUACAAGAUGCAGACGAUACAGUAAGAAGUUUCUUUAUUCACCCCCUGCUUUUGCUGGAUAAGACAGAGACAAAUUCACAUUUUAGCAAAGAAGUGUUUAAGAUGGCAUCGGUGGAUAACAGCUGGAAAGUAAGAAGCAGCUCUACAAAGAUUAUUAAAGAUGUAAUAGUUUAUGUGGAUGAUCCAGAAAUCACCAGAAGAUACAGCAGCACACCUUCCAGAAGUAUAAACACACAAUCUCAAGAGAGCCAUAAAAUUAGUGGAUUUUCUGAACUGAAUGACAGGCAUACUCCAGCCACAGAAGAACCAAUUGGGCAAAUCUCUGAAGACAAACAGAAUACACUGCUAGACUAUAUCGACAGGCUAGUGGAUGACAGAGAGGAUGAGGUAAGAAAGAGUAUAAUACAGAGAACACCCGAAAUACUGUUAGAAGCACCAAAAACAAAAAACAAGAUACUUUACAUUAUAGACAGAGCAUCCUGCGACAAGUCACCAGAUGUCCGUGAGAUAGUCCCAAAUAUAUUAUCUAUUAUAUCAGAAAUAGUAACAAAAGAGGACAUGGAAUUAUUUGUCUCUCCAAUUAUUAGAAGACUCCUCUCAGACGAAGACCAUAAUACAAAAAUAGAGACUAUCAGUAAGCUAAAGACACUCUAUAAGAAGCUCGGUGCAGCAGCAAUUACAGAUGCACUGGCUCCAGUGAUAAAUGACUUAAAAAGUUCUAAUUGGAGAACAAGAACUGCCGUGCUAAAAAGCAUUUCUUCACUGAGCCGGCAGAUGGAUCAACAGUAUUUCUAUGAGUACCUUAAAGAGCCAUUCUUUAAAAUGUUCGUUGAUUCAAUCUGGCUGGUAAGAAAAGAGGCUGCAUCUAUACUCAGUGAAAUAGCAAUUAAUUUUGGUGCUCCCUGGGUACACGGCGAGAUGUUAAAGUCAUUGGAAUUUUUAAAGGAGAGUACGCACUAUGCCCACAGAAUAUCUUAUGCCACUGCACUGGGAAAGGUACUGCAAACACUGUGGCCACGUAAAGUACAGAAGUUGCUUGCUAAAAAUCUGGUUGAUCUGGCCACAGAUGCAAUCCCACAGGUACGCCUAACAGUGGCAAAAAUGAUCCGCUUGGGAAUACUUGAAGAAAAAGAAAGUAUUUUAAAAGAGCUGCAGAAUGACAGUCACCCAGAGGUAGUAAAUGCAUCGCAUAUGUAAUAGAAUAAAUAUUCC